Molecule: messenger RNA, 2550 nt
Organism: Punica granatum (pomegranate)
Lineage: Eukaryota; Viridiplantae; Streptophyta; Magnoliopsida; Myrtales; Lythraceae
Source: RefSeq, a predicted model, not a curated record
GUCUUCUUCUCUCUCUCUCUCUCUCCAGCCUGCCUGCCUGCCUUCUUUCUUCUCAGUCUUUGUGCCUCUUCUUAACACAGAACCGAUUCUUCAAUCCAAAUUUGUGAUCUGCUUCAAUCCCAGUCCCUCGUUUCACUGCCAAAAUGAACACUUGACCUUUCCCCCUACGUCUGUCUCUGUCUCUCUCUCUCUCUCUCCCUCUCUGCGUUGUCCUUUUUCACAAACUCACAGUUUCCCCUUUUAUCACCAGCAAAACCCCCCCUCUCUUUCACUCGUCUGAGCUCCAUUUCCUCCCUCAACUUGCUUUCUUUGACUUCCCUUUUGCCACUCUCGAGCUGGACAAGCAUAUCAAAGUUCAUGUAGUUCUUUCCUCCAGAAAUGAGCUCACAAUUGAUUCACAGUGCAAAAAUCUCAAGUGGGUGUUUCAAUCUUGAGCUCAGCCUCAGCUUGGAGCUCUAUUGGAGCUUCAAAGGCUGAAUCUUUAGCCUGAUUAUCAUUGCUUGUGGGCUUGAGGGUGUCUCUGAUGCAUUAGUUAGAGUCUUGAUUGGAAGAGUGUCUCUUGCUUCAAUGGAAUCUUGGGCCAGCUAUGCUCUGCCUUCUGAUUCGUUUACCAGAAGCAGUAAGAACCCUUUCAUGAAUUGGGAGUCAAGGGGUCCUCCCUCCUUUGUUACUAGCAAUAGCAUUUUCACCUCUAGUCAACAAGUCAACCCUGGUCAAGCUCUCGGUGGUUCCGGGUUCGUGGAUGCGCCGAGGAAGCAAAUCCUCGGGGAUUCGAUCCCGGAUGCCUUGCACGGUAGGAUGGAUGGAGGAAGGGAUGCAAAUGGGAGUGUUGGACCGAGUGUGGCUACUGCAGAUGGUUUUCUCUUCGGGGAAGAGGAGUCGUCCUCGAAGCUCUCAGGCUGUGUGGUGGAUCAGAGCCCGCUGAUCGAUCUGAAACUCGGGAGACUAGCGGAUCAGAGAGAUAGCUACGGUUCCGGGCUUUCCCGCGGUGCCCCGAUGUUGUCUUCAUCAGAGUCGUCUACUCCUUCGAAGAGAUGUCGGGCCGCUGGGGUUAGUAAUCAGGCUGCUUACUGCCAAGUUUAUGGGUGUAAUAAGGAUCUUAGCUCCUCGAAGGAUUAUCACAAGAGGCAUAAAGUUUGCGAGGUCCAUUCAAAGACACCUAAAGUUAUUGUCAGCGGCAUCGAACAGAGGUUCUGCCAACAAUGCAGUAGGUUUCAUUUGCUCUGUGAAUUUGAUGAUGGUAAGAGGAGCUGCCGUAAACGUCUUGCAGGGCAUAACGAGCGUCGCAGGAAGCCUCAGGUCGGGUUUCAUUCUUCUGGGAGGGCUGGAAGGUUCUUGCUCCCAUACGACGUUGGCAAGUUCCAUGGGAUGAAUGAUUGCUUCGGCCAUAUCAAACUGGAAGGUAGGACUAACUACAGUCCUAUCCCAUUAAGUUCCUUCCAAUACCAAGAUCUUCACCAGAGACUGCCCUUCUCUUCUCCCAGCUUUGAGAAGGGGUUGUCUCCUUUCCAAGAGAGCGACAGAGACAGUUUGACAGCAGUCAACAUGUUCGGCAAUAUCACUCGGUGUUCUGGUCCGAGACCAUUCUUAAAUGAAGACCCGUCUAUUGGAAGUGAAGAAUUUGGCAGUAUCUUCAAUACAGAACCUCCUAUUCAGGGAUUGUCGGGAAUUUCAGAACCGGGUUGUGCUCUCUCUCUUCUGUCAUCUCAGUCUCAGAAUUCUUCUAGCCAUACUUCUGGAAUUCCCAUGGAUCAAUCCCUAUCUCAAUACAGCAUUAUUCAAGUCUCAGACAACCUUGCAGUAAAUGGAGGGUCGAGUAAGUUGCCUGGUUCUGUGAGGGAGCCUCAGGCAGGUCCCGGUGCAGUUUCCGACGGUGAUUCAGCCGGUUUUGAGAUGUCUGAUGAGAUUCUAAAUGGAUCAGGAUUCUCUAAGGCAAAGGAUCAUUUCUUGGGUGAAGAGGCGCCCACAAUCGACUUGCUUCAGCUGUCAUCGCAGCUCCAGCGAGUGGAGCACGAGAGGCAGUACAUGAAGUUGGAAAGUGAUCCUUUGGUGUGCCUCAGGACUGCUUAAUAAGCUACACUGUCAUAUCCGGAUUGUAGUCUGCAAUUAUUGUGAAAAGGAAACCGAAUACAAAACAUGUAUGCAUGCAAGAAAAAUGCUCUAUUAAUUGCUUUCUGGCAUUGUGAUAUCAAUAUUUAUAGAAGCUGGCUCCCUUAACUUUGCAGGACUGGUAUCUCCAUGAUCUUCAGGUGGGACAGGGAAACUUUUGCACUCGGAACAUCAGAGGCAUAUCACAAGAAGUGACUUUUGGGCAUAAGCAAGGAGAAGAAGCAUCUGGUCAUCUUUUAGUUUCAGUUAGGUUCUACUAUGCUUAUCUUUGGCAUUAGGGAAGAAGGCCCAAUUUUAUGAAGCUCGUGGCAGUUUAGUUACACAUGCGGCUCUUCUUCCCGGUUAUGAUCAGAGGGCUUUUGUUAACGAUACCGCAGCUAUAACUCCUACUGUAGACUCUGUUGCUUUUGUGCUAUUGAAAGAAAACAAAUCUUCUGUCUU